CACGAGGUAAAAGGACGUUUAUUAAUCAAAAAGUAAGCUUCGAACAUUCUACUGGGAAUCGCGCCGAGCUAUUAGGCACACCGAUGAACGAGAGAUCCAACGCAGGUGACUUCAACUCCUUCCUGGAGCUCCAAAAUGGCGCGGCGAAGAUCGCGAAGCAGUGGUUUGAGAAGGCGAGCGCACUGUCAACAGAGAAUCAUGACCUGAAAAAGCAAAUCCAAAGUUUGCGACAAAGGAUUGGCGACGACUCAGAAAUGGAUCAUCGUUGUUACCAGAGCAGUUCUGAGGACAUUACAAGUAGAAACAAGCGAAGUGAUGUUGUAAAAAAGUUCAAAAGAAUAGAUGGUGCUCCACGCAGACAAGCGAUCGAGGCAUUCGGAAAACCGGAUAACAGGAGUGACCUCUGGUACAGAAAGGAUGUGACAUGCCGUAUAUUUGUGGUGGCACAUGAUGUUGCAAAAUCCACAAAAUCUGCAUUCGCCCAAAGUGUUUUGCCGAAAUUUUUCCAAUGUGCACCAUCCUUAGGAGUUAUUCACCAAACGAAAGGAUCUAAUUCCCCAGAGGCAUCAGAGCUUUUUGAGAAGGGUAUGCAGGAAUCUAUCUCAAGGGAAAUGGACUCCCUAUUUUUAGGGGAGUCCUUCCAAGUCGCUUGCUCUUCUGUACUUAAGGAAAUGGCAGUCAGCUGUGACUUAACAGCUCUGGAAGAGAAAACGGUUACAGAGUUGAAGAAAUUUCGUGAUCAGUGGAGAAAAGAAGAUCCUUUGCUGCCUUAUUUAGACGACAAUAUUUUAUUAAAAAUGAAGAAUUUCAUCGCAGAAUGCGUACAAAUUUCCUGGAGAAUGGUAAACCAGCUUCCACCAAUAAAGAUUACACAAGCAAAUAAAGUGCAUGGCGAGAGAUUUGAGGAAUUCUUUGAAAUGGAGGAAGAAGAGGUUACAGAGAGGGCGUCAACCGUUACCAUUUGUGUCUGGCCGGCUCUAACUGACUCCGAGGGCGACGAGGUGCUUGCCAAAGGAAAGGCGGCUAUAAUUCCAAGAUCCCAAACACAUACGUUCGUUUGAAGUCAUGGACUCCUUCUUUCUUUUUUAGCACACCAGUUAUUAAGAUCAUCUUCGCUAAUGGCCAAGUUUUAAGUGAUCUCAUGAGCUUUCGGAGCAGCUUAUAUAGUUAACUUCCAAAGGCAUGUGAAAUCGAUUUAAAUUGUAGUAUUCGAUGCAUUAACUCGAUUGAGUUGCACGCUCAACCGAGGCAAAAACUGAUAGGCUACCACCAUAAGCGUAGGUAAAAUGAGAAGUAAUAAUAAAUAUGUAACUGUCUAAAGAUAGAAAACAAUGACAAACAUCUUUUCGCGACUGCAAAUCUCUCAGUUAGAGGGAAACCUCAUUAUUUCUUACGUAGGAAAGGUUCAGGGCUUAGUUUAUGUCUUUGUAGUAGACCGGCAAUGGGAAAUCGCAAGUUGCCAAAUCGUAAGAAAAAGAAUUAGACUUUAUUCCUAUUGAAAAGGAUCCUUAAAAACCGUCGCAUGGAUGACAAUGGAGGUCAGCGUGAAGUAAGCCAUACUGUUUUAAUU
Pocillopora damicornis (cauliflower coral) is the source of this 1570-nucleotide messenger RNA. RefSeq lists its product as uncharacterized. Gene Ontology annotation, cellular component: mitochondrial outer membrane. The record is from RefSeq and is a predicted model, not a curated record. Gene Ontology annotation, biological process: mitochondrial protein catabolic process; mitophagy by internal vacuole formation. Lineage: Eukaryota; Metazoa; Cnidaria; Anthozoa; Scleractinia; Pocilloporidae.